ACUAACCGGUUUCACAUGCCGAGGCGCGGCAGUUGUUGCAGCCCAUUCACGACAGCUUCGCAUUCAAGACACCAUCAAUCACCUCAAGACACUCGCGAUUCUCGCACUCGUUGCGCCCAUUCAACAUCCUUCCCGGAGUAUUCAACAACACUCCUGGAUCAUCGUUCCGCAUCGACUGUGGCCUGUCUUUCUCUUCAUUGCUGCUCCAUAUACCUAUCCACCCUUCUUCGUCAUACCCCACCAUCCAUAUAUCCUUUCAUCCUAGCCUACUCCACCGUGCCAUCACAGGUACAUACUUGCCUUCGUCUCUGUUAUUGGCACGGAAUUGUGCAAAAUUUGCUGUGCGCUGUACGCACACGGCUGCAGAGGCCUGCACAACCCCCUCUACGCGAGUCUAGGGUCGAUAUUUACCUCUCGCCCCGCACUCGCCAACGUGUACGCUGUUGCACUUCACUCAUCGUUGCACUGGUAGCAAUCAAUAGCCAUAGGAACAGCAGACAGAGUAUGGCCGACACGAAUCCCAUCAUGAGCACCAACGCCGACGGUAGCCGGCUGCGUGAGCGUCCCUCCGCGAGACCGCUUCACCUCAAUAACUCGGAUGAUGCCAGACGAAAAGUCUUGCAGUUGAAUGAAGAACAGGCCGACCAAGACCACAAAGAUGCUUCCCAAAAACGCACAUAUGGCAGAACGCCCGACGGCACCGUUUUCAUCGUUCCUCAGACUCAUGACAUGGUCUCACAGCUGCUCUCGCCCUCGCAACCAAAGAACCUAUCCGAUGUAGUCAUCCUCGCUUGCCUCGCCGUUCUCAUACUUACAUUGUACUUUCUACCCACAAGCGCCCGCAGGCCUGUUUUUGCAUGCAUUUUUCUCUUUUGGCGCGCUGCCUACAAUGCAGGCAUUGGUUGGCUGCUUCACCACCAGUCCAACCACAAUCGCCUUGUUCUCUGGGCCAAGAACUCUCACAUCUUUGAUGCCCCAGAGAACGGUAAGAACCCAUAUCCCACUCUGUACACUCUACUCAAGCGCGAAAUGGAGACCAAGAUUCCAAAGGACUACAAGUUUGAGGAGGCUCCACUCGAGUACAAUACUUGGCUGCUUUUCCGCCGCGUCGUAGACCUGAUCCUCAUGUGUGACUUUGUCUCAUACUGCUUGUUCGCGGUAGCUUGCUUCAACCGCCCCGACGAGAAUUGGGUCUUGUGGGCCUUUCGCUGGACUGGUGGCAUCAUCCUCUUCCUUUUCAAUCUCUGGGUCAAGUUGGACGCCCACAGGGUGGUCAAGGACUUUGCUUGGUACUGGGGUGAUUUCUUCUAUCUCAUCGACCAGCAACUCACCUUCGACGGUGUUUUUGAGAUGGCUCCACAUCCAAUGUACUCAGUUGGUUACGCAGGCUACUAUGGCAUCUCCAUGAUGACCGCUAGCUACUCAGUCUUAUUCAUCUCCGUAGCCGCGCACAUCGCUCAAUUUGUUUUCCUGACUUUUGUGGAAAAUCCGCACAUCGAAAAGACAUACAAUGCGCCACCUCCCCGAAAGCGACUAAACUCUCAAUCCGUUCACCAGGAUGAACGUCCCAAUUCGCGCCACUCCGAAGCAGCAUAUGUCGACGGCGUACCCGUACUGGACUCGGAAGGGCAACCCUCUGAGAUCCAUAGUAUUGUCGGCCCCCAAAACACUGACCUGCACCGGAGCAUCGACGUCUCAACAAUUGCAAUUUCGUUUUACAUGCUCAGCCUUGCUGUUCUUACCCCAAACACCUGGCCAAUUCGCGUCUUCCUCCUCGUAAAUGCCUUUUUCUGGCGCUUGUGGUACGUUCUAGGCUUGGGUUACCUACUUGACCGGCAGUCCAAAAAGAAAAACUGGACCCGUCAUUUCAUCAAGUACGGAGACAGCAAGACAGAAGCGUGGCGCCAGUGGAAGUAUCUGUACCAUCUGAGUAUGGUCAUGUGCCACGCCAGCUUCAUUGCAGCCGCAUGGAAGAUGUAUAACAUGCCUCCAGAUUGGUCGUACGGAUGGACACUCCUGCGCCAUGUCAUUGGGGUGGGCUUGAUCAGUCUGCAGCUUUGGGUCGCCAAGAGCAUCUAUGAGGCUCUGGGCGAGUUUGGUUGGUUCAGCGGCGACUUUUUCUUUGAUCCACCCUCCAAGAAUCUCACAUAUUCGGGAAUUUACCGGUUUCUCAACAAUCCCGAGCGUGUUCUUGGUCUUGGUGGCGUUUGGGGCAUUGCGUUCAUCACCUGGAGCGUUCCUAUUUUCUACCUCGCAGGAGUAGCCCACGUUUUGAAUCUUUGCUUCCUCCAAUUCGUGGAACGACCGCACAUGCAGAAACUCUACGGACAGAAUCUUCGAAAGACAUCCGGAGUGAGCAAAACGCUCAGGCAGGCUCUCCCAAGCCCGGUUCGAGGCUGGCAGUCGGCAGCAGACGAGUAUCUUAACUCCACAGUUGAAUUUAUCGAAGAGCUCGUUGAAAGCGCACGGCCGAAACUUGCCGCCGGGGUCGACACUUUCGUCAAAGAUACAACAGCCCUUUUCAAGGCUCAACCCACGCGCAUAUCCAUCACUCGUCUUGCUCCGGAUCUUGCUGGAGUUGACCCAAACCAGUACAAGCUCGAGAUUCAGGGCACCCGCCUAUCUGCAGCAACUCAACGACGAGCAAGCGGUAGUCGCGAAGGCGAGAUGGCCAGAGCACCAGCAGCCAGAACAAGCGAAUUUACAUCCCAUGUCUUCGAAUACGGAGCGCCUAUAAGAGUGCGCUGGCAAGCACCCUUGAAGCACAGUAAGAAGGACUGGAUCGGACUAUACAAAGUUGCCGACAACGCUUCACGCGACGUCACGAAGCUAUCAUCGAACGGGCGAUGGAUCGCUACCAACCGUGCUGUUUUCGACUCCAACCGCGCAGAAGAAGGCAUUCUCAUUUCCGACAAACCUGUUUCCACCGGAGGUGACGACACUGAGCACCUCAGUGGCGAGGUAGAAUUUUCUGGUGACAAACUGUGGUGGACCACGGGCGUAUUCGAGUUUCGCUAUCACCACGAUGGCAAGCACAACGUGCUAGCCGUUUCCCACGCCUUCGAAGUCAAGAUCCCUAAGUUCGAUGCAGACGACGUUGAGUUGGAUGCGAGCGGCACCAUUCACCAGCCUAUUGAGCAAGCUCUUCUCCCUCUUGUGCAGAACUGCUUUGACCGCGACCCUGAGAUCGCGCCCUCCACUUCUGACGAGCCUUUUGGUAGUCUCGUGGAAAGAGAUGGGAAGUACUCGAGGAGAGUCGUUUUUGCUGUGCACCAGAUGUUCGGCAUCGAAUUUGCCCCCGAAGUAGUCCAAGCAGACGGAAACGUACGCAACCUGGCGUGGCGUAUCUGCAAUGCGAAGAAAGUCUUGGCCCCAUUUAGUAUGUCUGCCAGUUGCGGCAGGAACACGCCUACAUCUUAG
Periconia digitata is the source of this 3420-nucleotide messenger RNA. The record is from the annotation of a GenBank genome assembly. NCBI's taxonomy places the organism in Eukaryota, Fungi, Ascomycota, Dothideomycetes, Pleosporales, Periconiaceae.